This is a messenger RNA of Corvus hawaiiensis (hawaiian crow), 9491 nucleotides long. It is a transcript of the gene TMEM245, whose product is annotated as transmembrane protein 245. NCBI's taxonomy places the organism in Eukaryota, Metazoa, Chordata, Aves, Passeriformes, Corvidae. The record is from RefSeq and is a predicted model, not a curated record. The transcript has 19 exons. Bases 33 to 2594 code for a protein of 853 amino acids.
UGCCGCUGGGCGGCCCGGGCGGGGCGGCGGGGAUGUCGCUGCCGCGGCUGGAGAAGCCGAUCAAGCAGGCCUUCUACAACACCGGGGCGCUGCUGUUCGCGGGGCUGUGCUGCGGCGCCGCCGUGCUCGUGUACUUCAUCCUGGAGGCGUUCCUGCGGCCCCUGCUCUGGGCCGUGCUCUGCGGCACCUUCCUGCAUCCCUUCAAGACCUCGCUGACGGCGCUGGGGCGGCGCUGGCUCGGCCGCCUGCACCGCUCCCGCACCCCGGUGCUCCUGGCCGCCCUCCUCCUGCCCAUCUGCUUCGCCAACUACGGCGUGGAGGCGCUGGGCGAGCAGGUGCUGCGGCGGCGGCGGCUCCUGCUGCUGCUGGGCGCCGGGGGGCCGCUGCUCUACGGGCUCUACUGCCUGGGCAGCUCCUUGGGCGUGCAGGUGCUGCUGACACAGGCCGCCCGCGUCAUCUGCCAGGGGCUCGACUACUUCAGCAGCCAGUGGAUAUGGACAUUGGUAGUUGGUUACCUGCUGAUGGUUUCAUUCAAGUGGAAUAUAAGCACUGAACGUUACUUAAAAGCAGUCUCUGUUCCUGUCUGGAUUAUGCUGCUCUUUCACUUAGCUUCUGUGGCAGGUUCCUGGAGAAUUCCUGUAUUUCUGGUUAUAGUUGUUCUGAUGACAGUAGGCAUGUUGCAUGAACAGCAGAAUGGAAAGGAGUCUUCUGGGGCAGAGCUUCCUGGUCAGAUGAUUUCCAUUGCUGCUUCAACAAUUGCCAUGGCAAUUUCAAUGACAGAAGAUGAGUCCAAUAAUGAACAUUCCUCCCAACCCUCAGGAGCAACAGAAGGUGAUCAGCCUCCACCUCCACGUGCUUCAUUAUCUUCCACUUCCUCCUCUUCAUCAUCUUCUGGGAACAGACAAAGACCUGAGAUUGGAUCUUUUCUUAGAAAAAAGAAAACUAGUGAUAUUUACUUUGUUACUCUUGUGUGGGCCAUUGUCAUUGUUCAGAUCUGGCUAAAUUUUUGGAUUGUGCAGCUAUUACCAGUGCCUUUUGCAGUUUGGGCACUUAAGAAAUUAGUGAUUCAUUUUGGAGUUUUGAACUUCAUGGCAAACCACUGCAAAAGUUGGUGGCAACUUGUUGAAAAUUUUGUGAAGGAACGUCAGGAAGCUCUUGCACCACGGCCCAUCAGAGGACUCGGAAGUGUUAUGCUAAAGCUUGACAGUAAGCUGUGGCACUGGCUUAAUAAGAAGGAAGGGUGUAAAGGGAGGCCUGGCACGGUUGGGGUAGGAGUGAAGUCUGGACCUGAUUCAGUGAUUAUCGUGUGGUUGGAGAAAAUGCUAGAUAAAAUAAUCAGCAUUUUCAUAAUAUUUUUGCUAGUGAUAGGAACCCUUCUGCUAGCUCUUCUCCUUACAGCAAAGGUACAUCAGGAGAGCGUUCACAUGAUUCAAGUCACAAGCAGCUUGAUCAAUGAGACAGUAGCCAGUCACCCAGAAUGGGCAAACUGGCUCCCAGAAGCCCAGGUCAUUCAGAAGGCACUCAAUUCUGCAGCGAACAACGUAUACCAGUAUGGCCGAGAAUGGAUCACACACAAGCUCCAUAAGAUUUUAGGAGAAAAAGUAAAUAACACUGCUGUGAUUGAGAAACAAGUGCUGGAGCUCUGGGACAGGCUUUAUCACUCUUGGUUUGUGAAGAAUGUAACACAUUCUGGAAGACACAAAGGACACAAGUGGCACAUUAACCGUCAGAACAGCUGGCUUGGAGAUAUUUUGGACUGGCAAGAUGUUGCAUCAUUUGUUCAUGAUAACAUUGAAACAUUUCUCUCCAUCCUGGAGUCUCUGUGGAUCGUGAUGAGUCGCAAUGUGAGCCUCUUGUUUACUACGGUUACAACAUUAGUGACAAUCCUCUUCCACAGUGGCACAGCUCUUCUCAAUUUCGUGCUUUCAGUGGUGAUUUUUCUGACCACACUGUUCUACCUGUUGAGCUCCAGUGAUGAGUAUUACAAGCCAGUAAAAUGGGUGAUAAGCCUGACACCUUUGUCUCAGCCAGGUCCCUCCUCAAAUAUAGUUGGCCAAUCCGUGGAGGAAGCAAUAAGAGGUGUGUUUGAUGCUUCCCUCAAAAUGGCUGGGUUCUAUGGACUCUACACUUGGCUGACUCACACUAUAUUUGGGAUUAACAUAGUCUUCAUACCAUCUGCAUUAGCAGCAAUCCUUGGAGCAGUGCCAUUUCUGGGGACAUACUGGGCAGCAGUCCCUGCAGUGCUAGAUUUGUGGCUUGUGCAAGGACAGGGAUGCAAAGCCAUUUUGCUCUUGGUUUUUCACCUCUUGCCAACCUAUUUUGUAGAUACAGCGAUUUAUUCAGAUAUAUCAGGAGGUGGUCACCCUUACCUGACAGGCCUUGCGGUAGCUGGUGGAGCAUAUUACCUGGGGCUGGAAGGGGCCAUCAUAGGACCAAUUCUACUUUGUAUACUUGUGGUUGCUUCCAACAUAUAUAGUGCCAUGUUGGUGAGUCCAACCAAUUCUGUGCCCACUCCAUCACAAGCAGCGUGGCCAUUACAGAUUUACCGCUCACCUAGAGAGAGUCCUGAGGAGAUGAAAAUGUCUGCAGAGUGAUGGAAGUGCUGUGCUGCACCUCUGCAACAUGAGGGAAUCGAUGUCUUCUGUCUUGGGUUCACAACAGCCAUGGCCUUCUGUGCCUGGGGCAGCUCACAGGGAAGCAUAGCUUGGGUUUUAGGAGAAAGCACUAGAACAUCUGCUGGCCUUACAUUAUUGUGCACUUUGCCUCUUCAAGAGAGAAUGUCUACUUCCCAUGGCUUUGCAUACCAACACACAGUCAGCUGCCUUGCUGAAGACUUUGAAGACCUUCUGUCUUACCAAAAGAAUAGUUAAGAGGACAGGUACAUCCACUGGAGUCAUUAUCUUAUCUGCUGAAAUUACUAACUUGGCUUUUAUUUAUUGGGUUAUUUGUCUUAUUGAAUUGUAGUAGCUUUAAAGAAAGCUGUAAUUCCAAAAUAUUUAUUUUUAGUUAAUCUGGUGGCAAAAGAAGUGCAAACCCCUCAUUGUGAAAUGAAAGUAUAAUAGAAUAGUUUGUUCCUCCUCAAGGUAUUUCUUUAUAAGCUUCAAUCAUCAUCUGUAACUCAUAGCACUUAAAUAUAAUUCUCUUACACACACUAAAUUUAAUGUUGUUGGAGAUGGGUAUUUUUAAUACCUUCCUGAAAUUAAUAGGAAUGCAAACUGUUAAAUGUGGGUUUUCCUCUUACUGACAUAGGAGGACUUGUUUAAAUAGUUUAAAUCUUGCCCACAUUUGCAGUGAAGUCUGAUAAUAUUUUGCUGUUUAUCCACCCUCCCAGUGGAGUCAUCUUGUCAACUAAAUUUAGUCAAAGGCCUUAAAUGUUUGCAGACAGUAGUAAUGUAGGAUGGUUGCAUCUCCUUCCAGUAAUUGGAGGAAGUUUAAUGGGGAUUGUUUAAUGUUGGUUUUCAAGUGCUGUGGCUGAGUUCAAUUAACUUUUCAAACAAAUCUUGCUUCCAGAGAGAAAGGGGAGAGAGCAUGAAUUUUGGUUUGGUUUAGUUCGGGGCUUUUUUAACCCUGUAAGCCUCUGGUCAAUAUCUUACUGAGAUAUAGGAUAUAUCUUAAUAUAUUAAGGUACAUCUUACUAAUAAAGUUCUUAAAUUUCUGAAAUUACGUAUUGCCUAGGUCACAGCAUCAAACCCUCUAGUGUUUUUCUUUCAUACAUAAUUUUGCUUAAAAUGCAGCUUUGGUGACAUUUAAGGCCUUUUGUAUUGGUUGUCGAAACAUUUUGACACAAUGGAUCUUUAUAAAUGGAUCCUUUUUGUAAAUGGGAAGUGGGUUUUUUUGGUAAAUAUUUCAUACUUGCACAGCUGUUCCACAAAUCCAGUGAGGACCUGGGUACAAAGUAGCAGAUGGACUUGCUUAACCAAAGAACCACCAUUCAGUUUCCAGGAACUGGAAUUGGUUUCAGAGUUUGAUUGAUAAUGUGUUGUACAAAAUACAGGCAUGCCUUGUAUUUAUUGUUGACAGUAAUUCAAUGCUUGAAACAAAGGGAUCUUAUCCAGGAAUAAGGAUAUCUAAGAUGUGUGCACAAACAGCUUGCAGUAACUGAGAUGUUUUACUUGAGUUCUAGGAGUGCUGAUAGAUUUGGAAGGUUCUUCUUUUCAUAACAUUGUAUGUAUUUUUACAUUGUUUCUAAAAAUACAUUGCCAUGGAAAGUGAUUGGAAAGUGCUCUGAUACUGAGUGAAGUCCUGCUAUAGGUUCGCAAUAAACAGGCUGCCUAAGACACAAAGAGUCUGCUCCUCAGAUUCUCAGAAUGAGCUGCUGCAAUUUUACUGAUGAAAUUUUAUGUUUUAAGUGAGGGAGGUUGAGUACGUUGUUUGUGCACACUUGCAGGUAUAUGUUUGAGGGACAGACUUGGGCUUUAUUUACUAGGUUGACUCAGGUUUAUCAAAAUAUGAAAACAGCCCAUUUAAUAUUUUAAAUUCUGAAUUCAUCACUUUCAACUAACUGAAUGAGAAGAAUGUGUUGCUUGAAUCAAGUAUCUGUUUUAUCUCCUUGGUUUUGUGGCUUACGGAAAAGCUUAAAUGAAACACAUUUUUAUAAUUGUUGCUGGCUAGGGUGGAGGAUGUGGAAAAACUGAGGCUGUCCUGAAAUACUAACCACCUUGAAUGAAACCACUAAGAUAAUUAGGGAACUUCUUUAUUGUAAUUUUUUUUUUAUUUCACAAUUUUGCACUGAAUUGUUGUGUUCUUGUUGUAGCUUCUUGUAGCCUUUAAAGCACCUCUUUACUCACUGGUCAAGACAUGUUUAUUGUCCACAUUUGCUAUCCCAUUUUCUGAGACAAUCUUUCAUACUCAUGUGGUACUCAACAUAGUCAUUUUAAAGAGUCAUUAAAAAGCAUUAUUUUGUUUGGUUUUUAGUUUUCUUCUUCCCCUUCAACCGAUUGCCUUAGAUCAAAGAAGGGUCUCUGCUAUGAAUGGCGGAUGAGUAAAAUCACCUGAGAAGAUACAUUGCUAUUUUGAAGUGCUCCUUUCCCAAUGUGAAAUCAUUUUGUAUAGAGAGUUCAUAUCUGAUGAAGUGUUGUUAGUUUGUCCUCCUUUGAAAUGAGGCUCCGUAUCGAUGCUUUCUGUUCCAAAUUCAGUCAUACGUGCCAUGAAGAGCCAUCCAUGGUAUGUCCUUACUCAGUAAAUGUAGCUUCAGGAGCUCGUGCUGUGUGCUGUACCUGAUUGAGGAACCAACUGUAUGGUUCAGUAAUGGUGCAGUAACAGUACACUGCCAAAAAGAAAAGAAAAAUAAGGAACAAAACUUCCAAUACCACCUUCUUGGAAUAGGAAAUAUUCACUGAUUUUCACCAUGUUUAGAAAAAAAAAAAAAAAACAACACCAAAACCAUGAAAUACCACCUUAUGAAAGGGCAUACUUUGAUUAUUUGGGUUUUUUGUUUAGCAAGUGUCUAAUUACCAGCAGAAAUAGAAGACCUUGUUGUUGGUUAUUUUGUAAUCUAUACUGUUUUCUGAGCAGACUCAGCCUGUUUAAGAACAGUUUAGUUUAGAUCAAUCUCGCAUUAAUGUUAAAGUAAUCAAACUGGUCAUUUUGACUUCUGGUCUUUAUAAAGUGCUGGUUCAUGGUUAUAUUGCCUCAUCUGCAAAAACAACCAGCAGUUUGGGGGGAUAAAUUUUUAGUACAUGGAUUUUAGCUUUCAAAAUAACCAAACUAAUGCAUCCACCCCUCCAAGACCCCACAACAACAACAACAACCACCAAACAAACAACAAAAAAAGCCCUAACCCUCUCUCCAGUGUAGUUUUCUUUGGAGAGACCAUCUUUUCUGUAAUGUUUAUAGGCAAGAAGUUCAUGGUCUUUAGCUUUACUGUAAACAGUCAUUCCAGGUACUUUCUAAUUGUAUUUAGUACAUUUAGUGUUCAAUAAUUUAGAGUUCAGAAGGGAAUGCUUGUAGUAAUGCAAGACAAUGUGGUCUCGUGGUAUUGUGAAAUUCAACUGUGCUGGUUUCUAUCAUUCUCUUCUGGGAAAUCAGGCUUGUUGCAAUGAAGUGUAGUGCCAAAGGGCUGGUGCUGUUUCUGGCACUCGAGUCUGAGACAGCCUUUCCUUCCUGUACCUUGGCUGAACACUGCUGUAGCAGAGCUGGCAGAGGUGACUGUGUGCCCGUUCACAGCCCAGCAUGUUAACUUCAGGUCACUGUAAAUCCUGGCUUAAUUGGAUCCAUGAAGCAACAAACUGCAAUGGGCAAGAAUCUGGCACACAUUCAUUGUGCCAGCCUUACUACAAUAUGGUGGCUUUCAGCCCAGGUGCACUGUGACCAGGUGGGAGCAGAAAUGACUUACUUUGAGUGGCUGCUUAAAAAAAAAAAACAGUUUAACAUUAUAAUAAUACCUAUAAGGCACAUCAGAAGCUAAGUCGAUACCCACGUGUCUGACAAUGGAAACAGCAGUCAGAUCUUUCCAUGCACAGUGCUGUGUAUGUGCAGAUUGUCACUUAGGCUUGUCUGAUUUCAGGCUCUCUGUGGCUUCUCUUAAAAGACUCAGUGAGGAGGAUAUACUGGAUGUGUAUUUUGUCAGUGAUUAUUGGAAUAGGAAAUCCAUAAUCUGUUUAAUUAAAAUAAGAAAAAAGCAUUGUUCAGGGGAAAUCGGAUGCUAUCUCCAGUAUUAUCCAUUGUGGGUAUCAGCAUAACUUUUGAAAUAGGUGUAUGGCUGCAAUGUUAAACACUGUUUUUCAGCAAGCCUGAGAAAGCAAAAUGGGAUGAAAUUGUUCUCCAGUAAAAGCAGCAGCUGAAUUGCUGUGCUGCUGAUCCCUAGUCCUGGGAAUUCUGCAGAGUGUUGCCUUUCCUAUGGACCCGAUACACUGAGGAUGGAAAAAUACCAUUAUUCUACUGAGAUUCCAUAGCUUUGUGUCGUUGGUAGUGGAUGUUUCCACAGCUGCCUUUAUUCAAGCAUAGUGUUUAUGUUAUAUUGACUUAAAUUUGUCACUGCAGAUAGUGCCACCUUAAUGGAUGCUGCCUCUGGAAAUGGCUACGAUUUCCUCUGAAGGUACUGAAAGGUGUUGGGAUUGGAGUUAGUGUUCAUAAUGUUUAAUAGCAGAGGUAGCAUUCUUCUCGAAAUGAAGUUGCUUACCUUGAAGUUUGCAAUUUUACAAGAGAAAAUUGAUUUCCCAGAUAAUCUUUAUUGAGUGACAGCAGACAUCUCUUAAAUCCAUGGAUGCAUCAUCUUUAUAAACUCUAUAUUGACUUGUAUUUCAAAUGGUUUCUUCUUAGUAUUAUUUCCUACACUUUUUGCUGAAGCAAACUUUGACAAUUUCCUUGUUAUUUCUACAAAACUAGAAUCACUUAAAACUCUUAACAAACAUUAGGGAGACUUGAUCUUUAACCUGGUACUGUUUAUCUGACAGUUUUACUAAGGUACGUUAAUGCUUUAUGGUAAAAUUUUCCAAAAUUGCUUUUAAGUGAUAAAAUUGGAAAUAAGGAAAAAAAAAAAGUGGAAAAUCAUUUUUGUGUUUUGAAACAAGAGACAAUAUGUUUCUGAAUAUGCCAGAAGUCAUAGGCGUAUUCAGGGAUUCUACACUGGGUUUGUAAAUUGAUAUAUUGAUACACAGUGUUAUAUAUUGAUAUAUUGAUACACAGUGUUAUAUAAAUAUUGGGAGUCUCUGUCCUAUUCAGACUUUAACUGAAAUUUUGUCCUAUGGUUUGUUUUUUUUUAGAAAUACCUGAGAACAAAAUAGUGCCUGUAUAUAAUGAAAACAAGCAGCAUUUUCUACAAUUCAUGUUUACUUGAUACAGAUUGAGGAAGAGUGAAGCAAAUACUGGUAGUGUGACUACCACUGCUUUAUUGUAGUUCAUAUAAAGUAGGAAAAAGCUGCUAGUAAUGCAUUGCUGAGAGAUCACUGUUCCUGGAAGUAUUUGCAUACAUCCUCUAAAAAGCUGCCAGAAUUAAAAGGUCGUGAAAUACAUCUUCAGUUCCCCAGACUCUUAAACUCAUCCACACCUCCUCUGGUAUCUUGUUUGGAAUAUGGUUUAGUACAUGAGAGUAUUGCUUCAUCCCCUUCUGGGAAUCAAUUCCAGGACCUGAAGGCAUGCUUUGAGUGUCCAUCUUGUGUAUGUCCAAUUCAGGAAGGAGGUCUGAUUGGAACAGUAAGUGCAUCCUUGAUCUGCUCUGCAUAUGGAUGGACCUGGACAAAUAUAAUUCAUGUUGCUUUGAAUUGGAGGUUAAUUUUUUAACGUAAGUACUAUUUGGUGACACCAAAGCCAGGUUAGAGUGAGAAGUAGGGCAGAUCUGCUUACAACAGGGUGCAUCUGCAAGCUAAUAAAGCAGAGUGAGGGCUCUAGCAUAUGUAUAUAUAUAUAUAUAUAUAUAUGAAGAGUUUUUAGAGUGAUGGUUUUAAAGCAAAAAGCUUAUUUCUUUUCCUAGCCUCACUUUUUACUCACUAGAGUGUCAUGUACAGUGAUCCAAUGAGGACCUAAAGUCAAAUAAACGUUUCAUGGUAUUGCUGUGGCUUAAAUGUAAGAAACAUCACAAAGACAAAAAGUAGCCACAGUAAAAAAGUUCAUUAGCCUUAAGAACUGGCAUCUAGACCAUAAGGUUGGAAAAACAAAAUCCCAAUAUUUACUGCUCUUUCUGCCAGUCUCAGCCUAAACCUGAAUCUUUUUCAAGUAUCAGUAAAAACUACUUUUGUGUUGUUCAUAACUUACUGUCUGUGUAGAUCAGUGUUUUCAGCUUGUUACCUGUCACCACAAGUAUAUUCGGCAAGCAUUCAAUUUUUUCAGAUUGUUGCCUUUAAAAACAAAUUUUCUGUGCUUCAGUGAUGGUUGGAAGGUUGGAAACCAACUUUUUGUAUCAGUAGUUAGGUGCAUACCUAUAUAUACAUAUAUAUAUAUGUAUAUAUAUAUAUAUAUGCUAGUUAGUGUUUGAUGUUUUGGUUGAAAGACAUGGGAGGGUUGGGGGCUUUUUUCCCCUUAGGAAAUUCACCAAACCAAAUCCAAAGAAACUUUUGACAUUACAUCCUAAGACUGGCUACACCCUACUCAAACCUAACAGCAGAUGUUUUGCAUUACAGAGCACGGGUUGUUCUAAAGUGUAUGUUCCUACCAGGCCCCGUGGGGAUUUGGAGCAAUAACUUCUAUAGUCCAUUGGCACAAAUUUCGUCUGUACACAUUAUACAUCUUCAGAAUGGAGCUGAAUGUUCAAAACUGACAUUGCCAUAAUUGGGUUUGGUACAGUACCUGGUUUUGCAUGUAUAGUAUUGACAAUAUAACCCCUACGUCCAUCUGUGGCCCAAUAAAAUGUGUAAGUUAAGGCUGAGAAGUACUUGUGUAGACUGCAGAGGUAUAUAAACUAAAUCAUUUUGAUUGUAUGCGCCAGUCCUCAUCCUAAUAAAAAUGGGUUUUGUAGCAGGUUUAAGAAGCUUUUAACUUGAUAUUGUAUUCACACUGCAGUCCUUUGUAAACACAGAAUGGUUAAUAUAUUUUGCAAUAAAAUGCCAUUAACAUAA